CCUGUGUCUGGCUGAACCCUGUCCCCAGCACUUCAGACGGUGCCUGACACGUCGGCUCUUGGGAAAUGCGCUGUAAAUCCACUGAUUGACCAGAUGAACGAAUUGCUUUCAGCCUUCAGCACUGAGCCUGCAGGGCAUGUUCCCGCUUUGAGGUGAAACCAUGAAGAGGAGACAGAACAAAUCAUAAUGCUUUUCCGCAACCGCUUCUUGCUGCUGCUGGCCCUCGCUGCACUGCUGGCCUUCCUGAGCCUCAGCCUGCAGUUCUUCCACCUGAUCCCGGUGUCGACGGCCAAGAAUGGAGCGAGUAGCAAGAGUCGAAAGAGAAUCAUGCCUGACCCCGUGACGGAGCCCCCGGGGACGGACCCGGUUUACGAAGCUCUCUUGUAUUGCAACAUUCCCAGUGUGGCCGAGCGCAGCAUGGAAGGUCACGCUCCGCAUCAUUUUAAGCUGGUUUCUGUGCAUGUGUUCAUUCGACAUGGGGACAGAUAUCCACUGUAUGUCAUUCCCAAAACGAAGCGACCAGAAAUUGACUGCACUCUAGUGGCUAACAGGAAACCGUAUCACCCUAAACUGGACGCUUUCGUUAGUCACAUGUUGAAAGGAUCCGGAGCCUCUUUCGAAAGCCCCUUGCACUCCCUGCCUCUUUUCCCCAAUCACCCGCUAUGUGAGAUGGGAGAGCUCACGCAGACAGGAGUCGUGCAGCAUUUGCAGAAUGGCCAGCUGCUGAGGGACAUCUAUCUAAAGAAACACAAACUCCUGCCCAAUGACUGGUCCACAGACCAGCUCUACUUAGAGACCACCGGGAAAAGCCGGACGCUGCAAAGUGGGCUGGCCCUGCUGUAUGGCUUUCUCCCAGACUUCGACUGGAAGAAGAUUUACUUCAGGCACCAACCCAGUGCUCUGUUCUGCUCCGGAAACUGCUAUUGCCCGGUGAGAAACCAGUAUCUGGAAAAGGAGCAGCGCCGGCAGUACCUCUUACGUCUGAAGAACAGCCAGCUGGAGAGGGCCUACGGGGAGAUGGCCAAGAUCGUGGAUGUCCCCACCAAGCAACUGCGAGCUGCCAACCCCAUAGACUCCAUGCUUUGCCACUUCUGCCACAACGUCAGCUUCCCUUGCACCAGAAACGGCUGUAUUGACAUGGAGCACUUCAGGGUGAUCAAGACCCACCAGAUAGAGGAUGAGAGAGAGAGGCGGGAGAAGAAACUGUACCUGGGGUAUGCGCUCCUGGGCGCCCACCCCAUCCUGAAUCAGACCAUCGGCCGCAUGCAGCGCGCCGCCGAGGGCAGGAAAGAAGAGACCUUCGCCCUCUACUCUGCGCACGACGUCACUCUGUCACCGGUUCUCAGUGCCUUGGGCCUGACGGAAGCCAGGUUCCCGAGGUUUGCAGCCAGGUUGAUCUUCGAGCUCUGGCAAGACGGAGAAAAGCCCCGGGAGCAUUCUGUCCGGAUUCUUUACAACGGUGUCGAUGUCACCUUCCACACCUCUUUUUGCCAGGACUACCACAGGCGUUCUCCCAAGCCCAUGUGCCCCCUUGAAAACUUGGUCCGCUUUGUCAGAAGGGACAUGUUUGUGGCCCUGGGUAGUAGUAGUACUAACUAUUAUGAUGCAUGUCACCGGGAAGGAUUCUAAAAGGUACAUAGUCCAGCACUUACAGAAUCUGUGCCAAUACAGAGGGACGGGAAAGGUACGCUUCUAGGUCUCACCUUUGCUAAGGGUACAUGAUUACUGAUUUUCAUGGCUCUAGAAAGUCCGCUUGGGAGCCACGCAGAUGGUUUCGGUUGAACAAUGAGUACAUUGUUGCUUUCGGGUACAUGAGUUACUUGACACACAAUGGCCAAUUCACAGAAAAAGGAAGGUACUUGAUCAUAGCCAGACUUCACUUACAAUGCCAGAAUAUUUUAAUACACAAAGUUGCCAACCCAAAUGUGUAUUCUUUUGAUCUGCCAUGGUACUGUACAAUGGAACCAGCAAACCUCAGCCCAAAUUCUCUUAAUCUGGGACCAUCUUACCUUGUCCUCGUUCAGUGAAAAAUUUCCCAAAGUGAUUUAUGUAAAACUGGGCUUGGCAAACUUUUUCUAAAAAGAGCCAGAUAGUAGAUAUUUUAGACGGCGGGGACCAAAAGGCCACAGGCAGUCUCUGUCACAGCUGUUCAGUUCUGCUGUUGUCCUGUGAAAGCAACCACAGGCCACACAGAACAUAGGCUGUGGGUCAGGCACGGCCCCCAGGCUGCCGCUUGCUGGCCCCCGAUUUAGAAUACAAGCUCUAUUACAAUUGCACUCUCGGCACUUUGAGAACCAGUUGGAUGCCAAGAAUUAUUCAGCGGUGCCUCCAGUCACUUCUGCUAGAAACACAGAAUUUGGUCUGCAUCUGACUUUAUAACAAAACAAAGGGAAGUACACAUUGAAUCAGAAAGAAUCACAGAAAAAUUAUUAGAAUAAUACUUGAUGUUCGUGAUGAUUGUGGUAUACGAUAGUUUUAAGGAUGUUUUGUCUGCCAUAGUCUGUUUGCUUUAUAUGCUGAAACUUUUGUAUUCAAUUUAGUAUUUUUUAUAGUCUAGGAAAAAUAUUUUCUGAGACCAGUUUUAGAUGUGCUCGUAUUCCUGUGUUAAUAUUCAAAUUACUGUACCUGGUUGGUGUUUGGAAGGGAGCCAGAAGCUGGAUUCAGGUACUGUCUUCGAAUAAAAGGGGUUAUGGCUCAUUCCAUUGGACAAGCUUUUCCUAGAAUUGGAUCAACUUUUAAACCCUUUUCAUGAGUUUCAAAAGGUAAAUUCUAAGUGAUUUUUAAGCAAGUUUUGGAAGAACUUUGUUACUAGAUAGUUAAAUAAUCUUUAUAAGGUAUUUUAUAUAUUAGAAGCUGUCAUUAAAUCUGUGGUUCCUGAACUAAUGGUGCUAGCUCUGUGUGAAGACACGUAAUGUGCAAGUGAGGUUCUCCACGUCGUUGGUACUCCCACCUUCUCUCUUCAUUUCUGUCCAGUGUUGCAUUUAAAUACAUCUGUUUCUAUUAAUAAAUUUUGAAGAAUACUUGUACGUACCACUAAUGGUUUGUACCUGUAAGUCACUCUAGUGCUUUUCUAGUGAGUGCCAAUAUUUUUUAAAUGUAUCCUUUUUUGUAUAAUAAACAUGUUUUAAAUUAGAACACUCUACAGCGCAUGUGGGGAAGGGAGGGCCAGGAGCGGGCUGCACUAGGCCCAGCAGCGACAAUGGAAAGGGACCGAAGUCCUGCUUCCUUCUGCGACAGCAUCAGAGUUCGCUGGGCCAGGAGGACAUGUCACAGCUGGUGGCCUAGGACUGGUUAAAAUUGAUCUCAACUGCUUCUAUUAUUGCUGACCAUCCUAUGCUGUCUCUCGAGUAUUUAAAGCCUAAACAUCACUCACGGUAUUUGAACCAGAACUGCUAAACACAGCUUGAAGAAAAUAAACGUGAAUCAUAAGAUGUUUUAAAAAUUAAUGUGCAACAUCUGUUGGUAAAGGUAAAUAUUUUGGAUGAGAGCCCACAUUAAAAGCAUUGUAGAUACAGGUUUUGCCUGUGUGAUGAGAAAAACAACUGUGGAAAACAGCUUUGUUUUUCUGAAUCGCUGCUGAGACAUUUGACGGUAUGACAGCCCUGCUCACACCCAGAGUCCGGGCACUCAGGUAAGAACUUGAGUUUAGGAUGCCCAUCAUAAGGUCCCACUUUACUUUUCCAGGACACCCUUUGAAAUAACCACUUAGAGUUAAGCCUGCAAAAAC
Molecule: messenger RNA, 3727 nt
Organism: Molossus molossus (Pallas's mastiff bat)
Lineage: Eukaryota; Metazoa; Chordata; Mammalia; Chiroptera; Molossidae
Gene: PXYLP1
Product: 2-phosphoxylose phosphatase 1
Exons: 6
Coding region: 187-1629 (480 amino acids)
Biological process (GO): dephosphorylation; glycosaminoglycan biosynthetic process; chondroitin sulfate proteoglycan biosynthetic process
Cellular component (GO): Golgi apparatus
Molecular function (GO): phosphatase activity
Source: RefSeq, a predicted model, not a curated record